Schistosoma turkestanicum is the source of this 1495-nucleotide messenger RNA. Lineage: Eukaryota; Metazoa; Platyhelminthes; Trematoda; Strigeidida; Schistosomatidae. The record is from the annotation of a GenBank genome assembly.
GGGAUUUUGCGGGCCGGUGUAGAAUCCUUUUUGAAUGUUUUGUUUUUUGGAAAAUCCCUCCAUGUUUACAUAUUUUUGCUAUGACAUGACGGACUUUUUCUGUUGACAUUUUGGUAUUUUAUUUGAUUCCAAUUUGAGACUUUAUCAUUGUAUAUUGUUAUUCUUUCUAUAUUUUGUACUUAUAUUGAAGUUUUUGUGUUUGCUUCUGAACUGUACAUAUGUUGUUUAAAUUUGAUAUAAUAUGGCUACCGCCACAUUUUUGGACUGAUGCAGUGGCCGCUGGACUUAGCGUCACUUAUUUGUUACUGUGUAUGAUACUCUGCGGAGUAACUGAACCCUGGAAGAAGCACUAUUUCCAGACGCUUUCUCCUAGAAUUUUGUCCUUUUUUGAAUUGGUUGGGACCCGGGACUGGGAAAAGCGUACAGGAGUGCCUCUAUUGGAACCAAUUGGGACGGCCACUGUAGAAAUACAUUUACACUCACUACAGAAUCAGUCGUUCUACCCAAACUUGUCUCGGAAGCAUCGGUUUACAAAACCCUAGACCCUAAGAUAUAUUAGUAGGAGCUCCACUCUCUUACGAUGUCAGUAGAUAAUGAUUUUAAAUUUUUAAAUGAUCUGCACAUACAACUGAAGCCUGGUUGGACUAAAAAGGGAAUAGUUGAAUUCCUAAAAGAAGCAGAGAAACGCGAGAUUUUAUACACAAGAGCUCGUAGAGAUGAUAUGGAAAAAGCAGUUGCUCAGUUUAGAAGUUCUGCUUUGAAUUUCAUUUCCAGUCUACCAACUGAGAUACGAAGUAAACCUUAUUUUGACUGUAUUAAUCAAUGUAAUGGGGACGCAGGAGUGAAUUUACUCGAUCAGUUGGUGUCCGAAGUUAAGAAACGUAGUCGACAAGAAUGGGAAGAUUCCGUAAAAACCCGUACUGGAAAGAGACUAUGUAGAGGACAGACUGCCAGUAAUUGUCGAAGUGCAAACACAUCCCGAGCAUCCACUAAUCCACAGUUGUCACAAUGGCCAUCUAUGCCAUCUAUUUCGGAAGAUGUAGAGUUGACAAAUAUUGCUGCUGCCGAUCAAGUCCCAACUUUAAAUGCUUCUCAGAUUAAAGGUGUUAGUGGAAAACGAUUACCAAUGGCUUCUACACCAAAAGUAACUGAAAUUAAAGGAUUCAUUCCUCCAUCUGCUACUUGUCGAGUAACUCGAUCACGUGCAAUCAAUCAUCAAAGUUCAGAUACACGUAAAAUGAAUACAACUCGUGUAAAUAACAGUAAUAUGAGUUAUUCUGCAACAAAUACUUUAACCAUUAUGGAUAAGACUUUACGACCUAAGUCUACACAAAAAAUUUCCAAAGAAACGAGAGUGAGAUUUAUUUUUUUAUUUUUAUCAGUUUGUAGUAAAUGUUCACAUAAUUGUUUUAAAUAUGUGCCCGUAAAUAAUAAACCAUAUUUAUGUCUUUCUAACCAUGAAAUUUAUUUCAUGUGUGCAUUUAACUGGUUGUAG